AUGAACAGCAAGUCGGCGCAUAGCCUGGCGCGGUCCAGCUUGCAGCUCUCUCGCCAGUUCACCACAGGCCGCACCGCCGCUGGUCUCUCCGAACGUUUGCGAAGCCAGUCGGGUGGAUCGUCUUCCGCGUCAAAAGCGGCAGCAGCAUCGUCGUCGGCCGCAUCGUCAACCGCUCAGUCUGGUAGCAACAGCCCAUCAAAGGGCUCGCCAUCGAGGCAAUCGCAUAAUCAACGCAAGGCUGCAUUCCGCGCUCGCUUCCACGCAGCCAAGGCCUCUUCUGCCAAAGCAUCCUCAUCGUCCCCAUCCAACUCUGCCCCUGCCGCUGACAAGGGUAAGACAAAGGAAGCUUCCGACUCUCGUAUCCCGGCAUUCCCGGCAUCCGAACACUCCGCAUCCCUCUUGAAAGAGCUUCAUGCGCUGGACGAGCUGCUCGACUCGCUCCAGAGCCAGGCAUUCUCCAUCUCGCAACGCCUCAAAAACCUCGAGCUGCGACGCAAAGGCGGCCCUUCGAAUCAGCUCGCAGACACCUGGGGACCAGAUCGACUCUUCCCACAAUCUAGCAUAGAUUCUGCCACAUCAAGCCAGGAGACUUGGUCUGCGGUGCCUAGCGAUGCGCCACCUCCCAGCAGGCACUCGGAUAAGCGCUCCGCAGACGAGCCAAAGACGCGGCUGGUCCACGGAAACGACCUGCUUGCCGAGUCGAAGCUACGAUGGCGGGAUGGCAAGGGCAAAGUUGUGCCCAGCGUCGAGUGCUCGGGACCCUACGCCGACGAGCAGAAGAAGUGGAACGAGUCCAUCACGGGCUGCGUCACCGCCAAAGGUGUCCCCAUCGACAAAGUCCCCCCUCUCCGCGAGAUGGAAGUGGCCACGCUAGCCCACGGUCUCGACCGAGUCCUCUUCAACCCAGGGAUCUACUGGCUCCGAGACCCUCGCUCAGGCAUCUACAACUUCGAUCCCCGCAUCAAAGACAUCCUCGACGUCGACCUCUUCGACUACGCCGCCCUGCCACCCUACGUCACCUCCUCGAAAGACCCCGAGCUCGCAACCCUGACCCAGAAGCAUCAAAAGAAGUACUGCGGUUCCACGUCUUCCAUGACCUCCCUCCUGAGCCAGUGCUACUUCCUCAUCUCGGGCUGGCGCGAUCCGGACGUCUCUGGCUUCUCCACGCCCUUCACUGGUCUUCCCUCUGGCUACAGCGUCGGUGCCAAGCUUCCCGCCUCCAUCCUGCUCAAUUACAGGGAUGGCCACUACGCCAUCGACGCGGACAAGACCGCUGCUGGCGAAGCGGAGAACUCCAACUACGUGCUCACCUCGCUUGGCAAGUCCAUGGAGAAGAUGCUCACCGCCACCCCCGAAGAGUACGCCCGGUACAAGCGGGUCAACUCGCACACGCUUAGCCACGAAGAGCGGACGAAACCGGAAGCGUACCACUACGCGUGUACGGACAAGAUGAUGAUGCGAUCCCAGUUGGAUUGUCACGACCCGCGUCUACCGCGCAAGACAUUCGACCUCAAGACGCGCGCCAGCAUCGGCAUUCGCAAUGACCGCGCGAACUACGUCGAGGGGUCCGGCUAUCAGAUCCGCCGUGCGCGGGGUGUACUGGAGAGCUUUGAGAGGGAGUACUUUGAUAUGGUCCGCGCCGCUUUCCUGAAGUACAACUUCCAAGCCCGAAUCGGGCAUAUGGACGGGAUCUUUGUGGCGUACCAUACGACGGCGAGCAUCUUCGGGUUUCAGUACAUCAGUGUGGAGGAGAUGAACGAGCGGUUGUUUGGGACGCAGGAGAUGGCGGAUCAGGCGUUCCGGUUGAGUCUUGGGUUGAUGGAGCGGGUGUUGGAUGCAACCACGUCGAUCUUCCCGGAUGAAACACUCAAGAUUACGGUGGAGACGAGGGAGAAGGGGGAUGCGGGGAUGACGAUCUUUGUUGAACCCGCCAGCGCUCCCACUUCGAACGAGGGCGAGCCCAAAAAGCGAUCGAUCGCCCAACUGGACAUCACCGUAGACCGAUACUUGGAUGGAGCGCUCAAUCUCGGACCUGUCGACUUCACCCUCCUACCCGGUCGCCACAUCGAUCCGCUCUCGGACGAUGAGAUCGAGCGUCGACUUCGUGCCUCCCUGCCCGCCGUUCGGUGGGAGAUCGACUACUCCAUCUCUCCGCGUCCUGAUCUCACGGAAGCCAAAAUCCAUUCCAACCUCAGCGCGGUGAGGGCGAGACAGGCGUCGCUCAACUCGCUCAUCCUACCCAAUGUCGAGGCGCUCAACGAGCGCGAGCAGUAUCGCACCACGCAACUGGCGCAGAACCCGCAGGCGUUGGAGCGAUUCCUCGAGGAGAGACGAAGUGGUGUCGCAGCAGGUAUGCCGUUGGCCCCCGGCCAAAUGUCGGCGGAAAAAGCGGCGGGCGAGGGCAAGAAGGUCAAGGAGACGGAGGUGGCGCAAGAUGAUGUGCUCGAAGCAGGAGGAGUGGCGGAUGGAAAGAGUUCCAGGCGGAAGCAGGCCGAGAGUCGCUUCAUCAGGAUGCGCAAUAUUCGCACGCUCAGGUUGAGGGAGUUGGCCAAGUUGGGUGCGAAGGAUGCCAAGGGCGAGACGGGCGAGCGGAUCAUGUAUCAGCCUAGGUGA
Messenger RNA from Kalmanozyma brasiliensis GHG001, 2613 nucleotides. RefSeq lists its product as uncharacterized. The coding region runs from base 1 to 2613 and encodes 870 amino acids. Lineage: Eukaryota; Fungi; Basidiomycota; Ustilaginomycetes; Ustilaginales. Gene Ontology annotation, cellular component: mitochondrial envelope; mitochondrion. The record is from RefSeq and is a predicted model, not a curated record. The transcript has a single exon. Gene Ontology annotation, biological process: mitochondrial RNA 5'-end processing.